Molecule: messenger RNA, 1185 nt
Organism: Impatiens glandulifera
Lineage: Eukaryota; Viridiplantae; Streptophyta; Magnoliopsida; Ericales; Balsaminaceae
Exons: 1
Coding region: 1-1185 (394 amino acids)
Biological process (GO): proteolysis
Molecular function (GO): cysteine-type peptidase activity
Source: RefSeq, a predicted model, not a curated record
AUGGAAAGGGCUAUGAAGAGUCAAUUUCAGUAUCUAUUGAAAGCCCCGACUGUCAUUUUCUCAGGAACAAUAAUCCACCAGAUGUUGAUCAGGAAAAGCAGCUUCAAUUCGAAGGGAAUAAGUUUCUUAGUCAAUGGUCAGCAGCUUUACUGGGGCAUGAAGGAAUAUGCCUUGGUAACAGGCCUAAAUUUUGGAAGAUUUCCUGUGAUUGAAAACUGGCACGCUGAAGAAUGUCCACCCCUAGUCCAUAAAUACUUUGGUGGCAAAACAGUUGUUAAAGUGACAGAAGUUCAAAGUGUUUUCCUCAACUGCUCUGAGAAGGAGGAUGCAUGGAAGCUUGGGCUCAUCAACCUUAUUUACCAGUGUCUCUUUGGAUCUAAUAAUAGGAAGAGGGUAUGUUUGAAGCGCAUGCGACAGAUGCACUGUCGCCUGCGCCAGAUGCAAUUCCCGCCUGCGACAGAUGCAAUUCCUGCUAUUUCUUUUCAUGUUUUGUGCUUAAUUCAUUCGAUGCUCUGUGCUUACUUUAUUUUCUCGAAUCUGUCGCAGGAGAUAGAUGCAGCAUGUUACAUUCUUAAAAAAAGGGUUGCCAAUUUUCCCAAGACUUAUCAACCGAUGGAUUUCUCAAUAUGUGACUGUAAUGUCUCUACGAGGUUGUCGUUACGUUAUUCAAAGUUCUCCAAAAAUCCACAAACAUACAAAUUCGACGAUGACUUGAUGGAAUAUUUCAGGGGUGAUGAAGGAAAAUUGAUGACUUCUUGGAUGAUUGUAGAUAAGGUAUAUUUCCCUAUGAAUCUUAAUAUGAAGCAUUGGGUCCUUUGUGAGGUGCAACUACAAGAUUGGUGCAUCAAUGUUUAUGACUGCGAACAAGGAUUUAUCAAAAAGAAUCACUAUGACAAGUUCAUGAAACCACUAUGUGAAAUGAUUCCAUAUAUGUUUCUAUUUGGAACGACCGAGUUUGACAGGAUCAAGUAUCCUAAGUUCAGUUUGGAAGGAAUGUCAUAUGUUGUAAUACCACACCCAAGAGUCCCCAAGUGCACGAAGAGUGGAGACUGUGGUCUUUUUACAAUCAUGUAUUUGGAGUACCUUACUGCCAAAUUGGAUAUAUCAGCUGUGACAUCAGAGAACAUUGUUUUUUGGAGACAAAAAUGGGCAGUUAGGUUGUUCCACCAUAUAAUAGACCCAUAG